Messenger RNA from Aspergillus chevalieri, 1353 nucleotides. RefSeq names its product dienelactone hydrolase. Bases 1 to 1353 code for a protein of 450 amino acids. NCBI's taxonomy places the organism in Eukaryota, Fungi, Ascomycota, Eurotiomycetes, Eurotiales, Aspergillaceae. The record is from RefSeq and is a predicted model, not a curated record. Gene Ontology annotation, biological process: polyketide metabolic process. The transcript is spliced from 3 exons.
AUGGAACGCAUCGUUAAUUUUGCUCGCCGUCGUCGCAGUAGCAAUACCAAUGUGCCACGAUCCCGGUCGCGUUCGACAAGCGAUCGGAGCAAGGAGGAUGAAGCUCUCCGCCGGCUCAUAUUGACUUCUGACACUCCGGAUUUUGACCAGACUAUUAUCCGACAAUUCGAGGCCGAGGGUUUGAAGGUCAAGUAUCUGCCAUUUCUUGGUGGAGGUCGCGAUCUGGAGCGGGCCCGGAAAGAUCUCGAGAACCAAUUGAAUGAGCUCGAGGAUGAUCUAGAGCCUGGAGAGAGAUAUGCUGUAGUUGCGUACAGAAAACCUGCCUAUCUGCUUUUGGCAGCCCAUCACCAGUCUAAUACAACCACCAAUCCACUCCCACGACUCUGCGCUCUAGUCGCCUACUACCCAGAACCACCCUUUGAUCCUCAUGAUCCCCAGUUUCAAGAGUACUUGUUCCCAUGCGAAGCUCCCUCGGGUGCACUUAAUGGCGUCUCGACUUACUCACCCCAUUCUUUUCUCCCUCUUCAGAUCCACCUGGCAGACGACCAGACGCCAGCUUUCUACGAGAAUUACACAGCCAACCCAGACAAAAAGCGCCAUCGAUGUCAUGUCUUCUCGUACCCAGAGUCGCAUGUUGGAUUUGCUGAGCAGUCAGAAAAGAACUAUGACCGGAUCGAUGCACAGCUUGCCUGGAGUCGGACACUGGAUUGCAUAAAGAGGAGCUUUGCACCCGGGCCAAACUGGACAGUCUCUGAUAUCGAAACAAUAUGGGCGAACCAUUGGCACAGCAUGACGCAAAUUGACACGCCUACUCGCGAUACCAUGGAGGUAAUAGUGGGAGGAGAGAACGGCACCGAGGCGCCUGAGAGCCAUUAUUACUACAAGCAUAGUGAGGGACCGACAGUAAACUGCGUCCCGACUUUGAUUGGAGCAAAACGAACAAACCCAUCAAUCCUCAGAACCUUUCACAAAAACACAUUCUUUCCCUCCGGCCCACCAUCCCAACACCUCCGCCUCAUCUCCCGCACCACCGGCCCAGACCGUGUCGUUGACGAAGUCCUUCUCACAUUCGACCAUACCGAGGAAGUCCCCUGGCUACUACCAAAUGUCCCACCAACGAACCGCAAGGUGCAGAUUCCCCUCGUGCUAACGGGGACGUUUUGCGCGGGGAAGUUAGCCCGGCAGCAAGUCUACUGGGACCAGGCUAGUGUGCUUGUGCAGGUUGGAUUGUUGGAUCCGGGCUUGGUGCCGGGCAGCUUUGAGGCGAAGGGGGAGACGAGGGGUGGGAAGAGGGGUGUUGAGAAGUUGCCGGUUUGGGGGAGGGAGGAAGCGGAGGGAGUUUUGAGUGCUUGA